Pseudozyma hubeiensis SY62 is the source of this 1398-nucleotide messenger RNA. RefSeq lists its product as hypothetical. Bases 1 to 1398 code for a protein of 465 amino acids. Gene Ontology annotation, molecular function: DNA binding. Lineage: Eukaryota; Fungi; Basidiomycota; Ustilaginomycetes; Ustilaginales; Ustilaginaceae. The transcript has 2 exons. The record is from RefSeq and is a predicted model, not a curated record.
AUGCCGCCGAAAAGAGUGCAGAGGCCAUCCGAUGCUGCGCAAUGGGACGCUUCCUCGUCCAGCAUCCUCCCACGUCCCAAAGGAAGACCACGUCAAGACGCCGCCAACGUCUCGCUCAGUUCAACCGUCGGUGCUCCCACGCCUGCCAAGUCCAGGAACAUGGCCGACUACUCUCUCGCAUCCACUCUCUCCUCGUCUACUCCCGCUACUGCUCAAAAGAAACGCGGCAGGCCACCAAAACACGCGCUCACCACACCAGGUUCACGCGCACUCACCGCGGCUGACACCAGCAUCGCUUCCACAUCCUACGGUACAGCUUCAGCUUCCCGACCGCGUGGUCGCCCGCCCAAAUCAAUCCUUGCCACUCCCAGAAACCGCAGCAACGUCUCGCCUCCUAACAGUGUCUCGUUCUCGGACCAGCCCAAGAAGCGAGGACGCCCACCUAAGAACGCCGCCGACGCAUCCACCUCUGUCUCCCAGUCAGCGCCAAAGCGACGAGGUCGACCACCCGGAAGCACAAACAAGCCGAAAGCGGCACAAAUAGGCUUGCCAAAGAGCCAGCCGUCCAAGGCGCCACGAUACGCAAGGCCGGAGGUCGAAGAGGAAUCGGGCUCCGAAGUGUCCCUCGUCGAUGGAGCAUCCGACGAAGACGAUGAUGCUUCCGAAGCCGAUCCAUCACUGUCCGCGGAAGAGGAAGACGACGAGGCUCUGUCAUCCGAAGACGAAGCGCGUCAAGCAUCGAGCUCGCGCAGAAAGAUCAAGCGCAAAGGAUGGCCCAGCGAGAUCGAAAGGUUGCGCAAAUGGCGUCGCUUGAGUGUCGAAGAACGAGAGUGCGUCACCUCGGAAGGAGGCUUGAUUUGGAGGACCGCUAUCCCGCUGCUCAAUUCGAUGCCUAAGAACAUUCGAUCCAUGGUGGCGGACAGUUUGACGCGCGCACUCAACAGGAUCGAUGGUAGACUCGAGACCGGCCUGGUUCCUCCGCUAGCUCGGAUACCCCAGGGCAACACUGCGUCGGUCACACGUCGUGAUUUGGCCAGCAGCAUGUUGUCUUGGCGCUUGGAGGAGGAAGGUUCGCUGUUGCGCGCCGAGAACCCGGAACAGUCGGUCGAUCUCAUGGGUCUCGGUAUGAAUGCGGACAUCCUCGAGUUGGAACAAAUGCUGCUUCCAGAAGCAGAACACAUCGUCGAGCUCUCCAAAACCCUAACCCACCAAUCGGAUCAUCUCGAACAGUCCUCUGCCCAGAUCGCCAAACUCAAACGCGAUCGUCGUCUCGUCAAAACUUCGGGUUCCACCGAUUACCCUGCCAACCUCGAGGCGAACCAACUGCUCUCGGUCGCAAAUCAGAACCAUGCGCUCGAUCCCACUUUGAGCUCCAUGCUGCGCCUGCAACGCGCUUGA